Molecule: messenger RNA, 1131 nt
Organism: Chanos chanos (milkfish)
Lineage: Eukaryota; Metazoa; Chordata; Actinopteri; Gonorynchiformes; Chanidae
Gene: b3gnt5a
Product: UDP-GlcNAc:betaGal beta-1,3-N-acetylglucosaminyltransferase 5a
Exons: 1
Coding region: 1-1131 (376 amino acids)
Biological process (GO): protein O-linked glycosylation
Cellular component (GO): Golgi membrane
Molecular function (GO): N-acetyllactosaminide beta-1,3-N-acetylglucosaminyltransferase activity
Source: RefSeq, a predicted model, not a curated record
AUGUUCAUGAGAAUAAAGAAAUGUCAGUUUCUACAGCUGAUCUCAAUGUGCUGUGUUUUCUCAGUAUUAAUGGUCUGCUGGGAAGAUGUGGAUCACCACGUGGUUAGUCAUAUGAGGUCUUAUUCGUACCGAUACUUCAUUAACAGUUACAACUUCUUAAACAAGAGCUUCAGCGUUAGCCGUGAGGAGGCUAAGAGCUUCAGCAGGUUCCCCUAUCUCAUCAACCAUAAAAAUGUUUGCAAGGGGUCAGAAGUACUACUUAUUCUAUGUGUCAAGUCUUCUCCAGAGAACUUCAAGAGAAGACAAGAUAUCCGUGCUACAUGGGGUAACGAGACGUACAUUGAUCGGGAGCUUGGGGUUUCUGUGAAAGUAAUCUUUGUCAUGGGUGUCCACCACGACCAUCACACGAGAGAUGAGAUCCAGAAAAAGCUUGUCAGGGAAGACAGGAUCUUUGGAGAUCUGGUGCAGCAGAACUUUCUGGACACUUUCCACAAUCUUACCUUGAAGCUACUCCUUCAGUUCCACUGGGUACACAGCAACUGCGCCAAUGCACAGUUUGUCAUGUCUGCUGAUGACGACAUCUUUAUUCACAUGCCAAAUCUAGUUCACUAUCUACAGGAACGUAGUCGCCAACAAGUUAGGGAUUUUUGGGUGGGCCACGUCCAUAGAGGAUCCCCUCCUAUUCGCCGCAAGGACAGCAAAUACUACAUGCCCUUCGACAUGUACCAGUGGUCAUCUUACCCAGACUACACCGCAGGAGCUGCAUAUGUGGUCUCCAAAGACGUGGCCGCCAAAGUAUACCACGCAACUUUGACGCUGAACGCCUCCAUCUACAUCGAUGACGUCUUCAUGGGUAUCUGUGGCAAUGCUAUGGGGGUGUCCCCCCAGGAACACGUGUAUUUCUCGGGUGAGGGUAAAACAGUCUACCACCCAUGCAUCUAUGAGAAAAUGAUGACCUCACACGGGCAUGACAAGGACAUUAGGUACUUGUGGAAAGUGGCAACCGAUCCAAAUGUAAAAGGUAUCUCUUCUGGACUCUUAGGGAAAUUGUACUGCACGGCCGUGAAAGUGACCCUCCUCUGUAAGCCGUAUAAUGUUAACUCAUAUCCCUGUAGAGCUGCUUUUUCAUAG